Paramecium tetraurelia is the source of this 456-nucleotide messenger RNA. RefSeq lists its product as uncharacterized. The transcript is spliced from 3 exons. Lineage: Eukaryota; Ciliophora; Oligohymenophorea; Peniculida; Parameciidae. The record is from RefSeq and is a predicted model, not a curated record.
AUGAGCGUGAUUAAUCCGCAAUUUAAACCAUCUAGAUUUAGAUUAGAAAGCCUGGGACCUUAAUUGGCUUUUAAUCCAACCUACAACCCUCGAUUUUGUUAUAUUGGAAGUGAUGACUAUUUAAAUGAUUUAUUAUAAUUAGAAUAACAGUAGUUGGAGGAACAAAUGAUUGCCUUGAUCACUCAGUAGUCGCUUGAUAUGGAAGAGAAGAGUCCGUAAGUGACAACUUUAGCAGAAAAGCAAUAAAAUAAUUAUAAGAAGAAAAAAGUCUUUGACAGUGCUGAUUAUUUUAUGUAACAACAACAGAAGAAGGAUUUAACCAUAGAGUAAAAGUAGGAAGAGUUGCUCAUGACCAAGUAUGCGGCUGCAGAUUUGUAGUUUAAGACCCCCUUAACUAAGAAAUAAAAGAAGGUGUUUGACUCAGCAGACUACUUCCUUUCACUAUACAAAAAUUGA